Messenger RNA from Blastocystis hominis, 648 nucleotides. RefSeq lists its product as hypothetical. The coding region runs from base 1 to 648 and encodes 215 amino acids. The record is from RefSeq and is a predicted model, not a curated record. The transcript is spliced from 4 exons. Lineage: Eukaryota; Bigyra; Opalinata; Blastocystidae.
AUGCAAACGAUCCCAUUAAAGCGAGGCGUAAAUGUUGACCUAUUAACGGAGCUGAAAAAGUUGCUCAAAAAGAAUUUAGAAGGCAAAGAUAUAAAACCGUCUCUGUCAUCUCUGGAAAAAGUCCAGAGCCAGCGUGAUAAAAUUAUCAGGAUCACGGAGUAUCAAGGUCCGAAUGAUAUAACUGACUACAAGUGUUACUUCAGCUAUCUAAACCAAAUCGAGGCAGCGUUCCCACUUUCAGGAACCAAGGCUGCUCCGAUCAAUUGGUCCUGGGCAGUGUGCUAUGGAAAGUCGAAGACAGUGAUCCGCAGCAUUCUGUACGAGAAGGCAUGCGUGCUGUUCAAUAUCGGCGCCCUGUACACGCAAGCCGCUUUCCUUGCGAUCAACGUGCAAGAGCCCGACAUCAUUGCCUGCGAAGUCUGCAUCGACGCUCUCUCCUUCGCCGCCCUCUACUUCCACACCCUCGACGUGCAGUACGCGAUGCACCUCGCCAGCCUCGGCGUCUCCAAGGACCUCACCUCUCCGGUCCUCAAAACCGUACGAUUUCUGGAAUUCCUGAAAUCCAGUUCAAAUCGCUCUGCCUCGCCCAGGCCCAGCACACCUAUUUCCUCAAAGCCAAGGUCUCCAAGCUCACCAACGCGGCGCUAG